This is a messenger RNA of Seriola aureovittata, 7622 nucleotides long. RefSeq names its product sarcolemma associated protein a (gene slmapa). Gene Ontology annotation, biological process: regulation of membrane depolarization during cardiac muscle cell action potential; protein localization to plasma membrane; regulation of voltage-gated sodium channel activity. The record is from RefSeq and is a predicted model, not a curated record. The coding region runs from base 1610 to 4300 and encodes 896 amino acids. Lineage: Eukaryota; Metazoa; Chordata; Actinopteri; Carangiformes; Carangidae. The transcript has 26 exons. Gene Ontology annotation, molecular function: protein binding.
CACGCCUGUCUGCUCUCUAGUUACAGUAUGGCGGCUGGGACUUGCGGAGGAGGACAACUUCUUCUAGAUUCCUUCCAGAAAACUGAAGGAAGGCGACGGCUAUAACUCAAAACCGCCACAGCAAACACUACCUGGACUGAGAUAAACGACGACAGCGCGACGUGUGGCUUGUACAGAGCUUUUUCCUGGAUGAUAAUCGGGCUGGUGUGAUGCGUGAGGAGCCGCAGUCAAGAAACUCCCCUGAUUUUUCCGCGUCUGUUUCUGCCCUGACUGUCAGUUAGCCGGCUAGCUGUUCGGCAGCAAACCCCUUCAUGCUAACAGUCGCUUGCAGGGCUCCGUAGUAGCCAAACCACGGGCUAGCUUGUUGCUUUAUUUGCUCCAGGAGACAGGGAUGGCAUUUCGCCCCCACUCGGUAAGCGAACUGGUCGAGAAGGGUGGGGAGAAAACAUUUGAGGACCUAGAUGAUAAGUUUGUCAGCACUCACUAGCCUAGCCUAGCCUAGCCUAGCUUGCUGGUACAACGCCAGAAAACGUUGGCCGACAGUUAGCGCUUCGCCUGUCCACUAGCGAGCUAGCCAAUUAGCAUUUUAGUUGCACAAGAAGACCAGCUAAUCCCCGGUUCAUCCCGGCUGAGUGUUUGAAGCCUCUGCACUAACUAAUUCAGACGGAGAGUGGGCACUGAACUGCUUUAGUUGGCGGACCUUUAAUUGACCGUUAAUGUAUUACAACUCAGGGGUGUUUUGGUUUUCAGUCUUGCUAGGUGUCGUUAGCAAUCUUAUAGGUGUACUCUGGAGGGAGUGGUAACGUUAGGUAGCUAGCUAAGGUUCCCUGUAUCAGGGCAACAAGGUCACUCAGAUUAUGACAAGCUGUAAAUGACAAAAAAGAUUACAGAUGACACAUUACUGAACGUCAAACGUGUGUAAACCGACUGGCGUGUAGCACAUCGGGGAGUGUGCCUGUUGUUAGCUUGCUGCAAGACAAGACUUAACCCAGCUAGAGAGCGCGCUAUAAUUUAGUUAACUGCUCCUGAUAGACAUCAGAUAGUUUCCUGAACUGACAAGGCACUUGAUCAACAGUCACAAUUAUUGACGUGAGCCCUUGCAGUCUUGGGGGACUAAAGAUCAAGUCUGCAGUGGCUGACUGGCUUCCCUCACCUACUUCAGUGCUGGAAGAGUUUGAUGGACGUGAAAGGCUGUUUGCCAGGCUGUCAGUGCUAUACUCAGUCAUGUAUGUCUUGACACAUGGCACCCUGGUCUGUACAUAGUGCCUGCUGUCAGAUAUAGGUUUCGUUAUGUAGCUUUGGUGGACAGUCAGUGAAGGGAAUGUCUUGUCUUUUUUAUACCUGUUGGUUUGUUUUUUAUUUUCAUUUUUUUCAAACACAGGAGAGUCUUGUUGAAACAAAGUGGGAAAGCGGUACAGCCCGGGCUGUGUACAGUGGACAAUGUUUAUAAGUUAGUGCCUAAAAGCUCAAAGGACGAACAAUUCUGCCUACAUACAGGCCACAUAUAUUGUAGGUUAUUCAUUGGGGAUUGCAAUAGAAGGCUGCCACUCUGGAUCAAGAAAACUUGUCCCUCGUGUCUGGUUGGAGUAAUACUCUCAAGCCAAAAUCAAUGCCUUCAGCGCUGGCUGUGUUCGCCUGCCGACCCAACUCGCAUCCAUUCCAGGAGCGGCAUGUGUACCUGGAUGAGCCAGUCAAGAUUGGCAGGUCGGUGGCUCGGUGUCGCCCGGCCCAGAACAAUGCCACCUUUGACUGCAAGGUUCUGUCCAGGAAUCAUGCCCUGGUUUGGUUCGACCACAAGACUGGCAAGUUCUACCUGCAGGACACUAAAAGCAGCAAUGGGACGUUCAUCAACAGCCAGAGGUUGAGUCGCGGCUCGGAGGAGAGUCCACCCUGCGAGGUCCUCUCCGGAGACAUCAUUCAGUUUGGUGUCGACGUCACUGAGAACACACGCAAAGUCACCCAUGGCUGCAUCGUGUCAACAAUCAAACUCUUCCUACCUGAUGGGAUGGAGGCACGCCGUCGAAGCGAUGUCAUCCAGGCUCCGUUACCACUACCUGUAGACAAGGUUGCAGCCAACACUCCCAGUAUGUAUUCUCAGGAACUGUUCCAGCUCUCCCAGUAUCUACAGGAGGCCUUACACAGAGAGCAGAUGCUGGAGCAGAAGCUAGCCACUCUGCAGCGUCUGUUAGCCACCACUCAGGAGGCCUCAGAGAGCAGCUGGCAGGCUCUGAUUGAUGAGGACCGUCUUCUCUCCAGACUGGAAGUGAUGGGCAGUCAGCUACAGGCUUACUCUAAGUCCCAGACGGAGGAAGGGAUCCGUAAGGAGCUCUUGGCUCUCCAGGAGGACAAACACAACUACGAGACGACAGCCAAGGAGUCUCUGAGGAGAGUCCUGCAGGAGAAGAUCGAGGUGGUCAGGAAGCUGUCGGAGGUGGAGCGCUCGCUCAGUAACACGGAGGAUGAGUGCACCCACCUGAAGGAAAUGUCUGAGAGGGGCCAGGAGGAGCUGAGGGAACUCGCCAACAAGUACAACGCCGCUGUCAACGAGAUCAAGGAGCUCACAGACAAAAUCAAGGCGGCGGAGGGCCGGCAGGAGGAGCUGACCCAGCGGGGGGCGACGGAGAAGAGGGAGUUGGAGCUGCGGAUCGAGGAAAUGGAGGAGAAGGAGCAGGUUCUCCAGGCUCGCAUCGAGGCUCUGCAGGCCGACAACGACUUCAGCAACGAGAGGCUCGCCGCUUUGCAGGUGCGGUUAGAACAGCUACAAGAGAAAAGCAUUAAAGAGAACAACAGUCUGGAUGUCAACAUUGUCUCCCACGGACCAGUAGAGGAGCCUGUCGAGGACAAACAGAGCCAGCAGACACCCGAGAGCCACGAGGAAGACGAAGAUGAGGAGGAUACAGACACCGAUGAUGGUGCAGUUGGUGAAGAUGAAGAUAAUGAUGACAACUGUCAUGUAAACAACAGCGGAGGAGACUCGACUAGAAUCCAACAGUUGAUUGAGUGUCCGCCCGUCAAACAGCUGAAGGAGACUGUAAGUUCUUCAAUCCACAAACUGGCCAACUUUGAUGAAGUGAUGGACGCCCACCUACAGAACAACCAGACGGCCGAAGACGACAUCCUGGCCAGUCCUGAUCGACUCAAAGGGAAUCAGAUGGAUGCCAAAGAGUCAGACAUGUCAGACACUCUGAGUCCUAGCAAAGAUCGCAGCAGUGACGACACAUCAGAUGGCAACAUGGAUGACCAGGAGCUGAAUGAACCACAGAACAGAGUAGCUCUGCUCAAAGCUGAGUUGCAUCGGGCCGGUCUAGAGCCUGGAGACACGGAGCAGGUCAUCCACCAUCUCCACAGAGAGCUUCUGGAGGCCCAGGAAUUAGCCAACACCGGCAAGCAGAAAUGUCUGGAGCUCCAAGCUCUGCUGGAGGAGGAGAGGAGGAGUAACUCUCAACUGACUGAGGAGUCAACCAAACAGAUCCAGUACCUGCAGACUCAGCUCGGGAAGCUGCAGGCUGACAUGGAGGCACUGAGGGAGCAGAGGGAGAGCACCAUCUGCACCACCAGAGAGGAGCUCUACUCCGCCCAGGAGGAGAUUCUCGUCCUGCGGCACGCCAUGGAGGCAGCAACGGCAGAGCGGGAGCGCGAGAUCGCCGCCCUGCAGGCCGACCUGGGCAGCGUGCGCUCUGAGCUGGAGCACUGGAGGAAUACAGCUUCCAAGUACGAGGAGGAGAUCAGUCGGCUGCAGGAGGCCUUCACACAGCAGCAACAGCAGCAGAACACCGCCAACCAGCUGCAGGUGGAGUGUGUUGCAUUGCAGCAGCGGUGUGUAUGUUUGCAGCAGGACUGUGACGGCCUGAGAGGUGAACGGAAAGCUCUUAUGGAAAAACUGCACCGCCUGGAGACUGAGCUGAGCAGCACCAGGGAGCAGAGCCUGGUCCUCAGCAGCAGUCUGGAGUCUCUGGAGAAGAGGGAGGAGGUUCUGCAGGACAAACUGGGUUCUCUGGAGAACCAACACCUGCAGGACGCAAGCAGGCUGAAGAGCCAGCUGGACCAGGCCCAGGCCCGCACACACACACUGCAGAGAGAGUAUGAAGACACACAGUCGCAGCUGCUGGACCUCCGUCAGCGCUACGAGCGAACAGAGCAGGAGAAGCGGAACAUCCACCAGGAGCUGGAGCAGUGUAGGAGCAGCCUGAAGCUGCUGCAGGACAAGACCAGCUCUCCAUCCAUAUUGCAGCCUGUCCAAGCCAUAUUCAUGGGCCUUGUCCUGGCUCUGCUCUACUGGUGUUUCGGCCAGUUGUGGUAGAAAGAGCGGCUGGAGCCCCUGGAUGCCGGUCAUCGCAGUGAUGGUCGCCGUGACGGCAGCCGUCCUCUACCCCAACCUCUCCAAGAGCAGCUCCACCUAGGAAACAUGAACACACACACAUAUACACACACACAGAUAUACACAUAUACACACACAUACACACACACACACGCACAGCGCUGUGAGGAGAGCAUCACUGCUUUACUUGUAUAAAGUCUAAUUGUACAUAAUUGUAGAGGGAAUAUAAAGGUUGUGGUUUCUACAGAGGAUUCAGAUACUUUUUGUUUUAUUUUGUUUUUGUGUUUUUGUUUUUCUGCGACGGGGAGUUUUGUUGUCGUUUUUAUUCUCGGCUCUCUCUCAGCUUUGGUGGGGGCUUUUUGGUUUUCGUCUCUCUGCUGAUUUCUGGGUAACAAACCGUUCUCCAGCAGGACAAGCUUCCAGACAAAAAACCCGCCUGAGGUGACCUUCACACCCGUCCCAUCACACACCGGCAGGGCGGAGGUGAAUGCAACGCUUUCCAGCAGCACUCAGUGCAGUCAGGGGAACAUGAUCCACAGUCGUCACUGGAAACUGACAGGUCUGCAUCAGUGCACUGUUGAAUACAUUUCAUUGGCGAUCAGCGUCUGUUAGGGGCCAGUGUUUCCCUGUAGCGCUGUCUGACCUGCUUUAACUGGGCAGUCAGAGCUGCAGCGCUUCAUCAGUGUGUUUCAUCAACGCUGAGGAUAGUUCCUAGGCAGGACUGACAUUUUAAUAUUCACUAUCUUCACCUUUCUCUCCACUUUGAAGCAGCUUUUUUCAGCUUUAAUUUAACUCAUGAAAUUCUUCAUUGUUUUCACUGUCCUCCUAAAAAUGUCUCUGACAUCUUCAUCAUCAUCUGUCUCCAUUGCUCCAUCUAUUCCUCCUGGAUAUUAGCUGCCUAUAUACUAUAUAAUGCCUACAUGGUGCAUUUUCUUAAACAAAUUUGUCUUUAGUCAGAUGAUCACAAAUCAACUGACAAACAUCAAACUAGGGGCAGGAAGUGAUUCAGGCUGUUUUAUUCUGAAUUCAAACUGGAAAAAAUUAAAAACUCAAUCUGUAUCUGCUCGAAGUUAAAAUUCUCUUCCAUCAGUCCUAAAUUAAUUCAUUAAUUGUUGCAGCUCUUAUAUAAAUAACGUUUCCUGAGUGAAAGGUCAUCAGGGUCCAACUGCCCAGUUUUCAAAUGUAAUAAAAAGACAAUAUCUGCUGCAGAUAUCAGUAAACCAAUUAAGUAAAUGAAUACUUCAUGAAAGUCACCACAGAUGAAGCGGGAACAGUGAUGACGUGCGUCGGUUCACCUGGAUCAGUGUUGUAGUCGACCGUGUCCGAGUCUGCUGGGAAGUGUUCACAUAAAGGUGGUCCCAGGAAGUCCUGCUGUGUUGUGGUUUUAGUCGGCCAUGUUGGAUGUCUAACGUGGCGUUUUCUCUGUGUUUUUGUGUUUUUUCUUUCCGGGGCAGUUUGUGGGGUCGGGGUCGAAACUUGAAGCCAAAUUAUUAAAAUAAAAAUCAGAUUUAUUUUCUUUGUUUUUUUUUUUUUAUUAUUAUUUUGGGGACACAGAAAAGGGGUCAAAGUGCCUCUGAUGUAACUAACACCACAGUUUGUGUAUGUGUGCGGGCAAACGCAACCACACACACACACACACACACACUAUCCUUGAUAAACACACACAAACCCACACACUUAUCUUAUUAGACUGUCGGAGGUCUGUCAGUGUUGAGUGUGGAGAGAAGCUGUAAUCCACAAUGCCUUACCAGCUUUUUCUGAAGCUUUCAGCUGCUUCUCAUGGUCUUCAGUGGUGCAUAGCGUCAGCUCGCUAGGUUGGUUCACGACAGCUGAACCGCACCGAUGACAGUUGAUCAAACUGCACUGAUGAAGUCUGUGAGAUUGGGGGGGGGGGGGAGAUUGAAAGCUCAGAAAAAAGCUUGUAAGGGAACCUUGAGUCAAAAUUUAGUCAAAUCAUUAUUGUGGCUUCAUCAAUAAUUUCCAGCAGCUGGAUGAUGAUUUUUAGCCACGUUAGCGUCUCUUUAGAACGACGGCGUUUAGGUCUGUUGGCUCAGCACUCGGUCCAGAUUGAAAUAUCUCAGCAACUCCUGGAUGGAUUGAAACUUGGUUCCCAGAGGAUGAAUCCUAACGACUUGUCUGAUUUUCUGACUGAACAUCUAGCGCCACCGUCUGGUCAGAAUGCCAACGUGUCCAACUCUUGAGUUCACGACAGGAAGACUCAAAACCAACUGAAUUCUCAUUAUUAUAUUAACUGUUCGCAUGUUAGUAAGUCACUCCGCAGGGUUCCCUUUAAGCUACAGUAGAAUUCAGCACAAAGUACAACUGAGCUCAUGAUGAGUCCGACGAGCUCAGUCUAAUCGCCUCCGUACAGAGGAUAACGCCACGUUCGUGUCCACCCCGAGUUUUUGUAAUCACUACUUUUUGAACUUCAGGUCAACAUCCAAUAAUUAUGACCAGAAAACUCAUAUUUUUGUGAAAGCUUACAAACCAUCAGUGCUUAAUGAAUGGGAAUGUCAAAUGUCAUUUAAUCCAUAAAGUGAACUGAACACACUUGUAAUAGGUGUAUAGUGCUAAAUUGUCAAAGUAGGGUCUUUCCCAUCGCUACCAUCCAUCACAUAUGACAUGAACUUAAACCUUUCAUUUAUGGAAGCACAUGGUGUUUCCUCUGGUGCCUCCCUCAGGACAAACAGUGAAGAAUAAGAAGCUUUUCUUUCCAGUUUUCAUCCAUCCAGGAGCUUUUAAUUACUGCUGAGUAACAAAACUCAAACUGACAAAGUGUAACAGAGAAGAUAACUGACAGUAUUGUUUAAAAUUAGACCAAAAGUACUGAUCAUCAAUAUUGUUUUACAUGUUUCAAUAUAUUUGACCAGUUGAACGUUGUGGGCGUCACUCCUCCAUCUCCUCUUCAAACAGUUUAGCACGUCAGGUCUCUGCUCAGUUGUUUUUAGCAGAUAUUAAAUUAUUUCAAGGUGUGUGUGUGUGUGUGUGUGUGUGUUCACACUCUGGACUCUUGAGCAGCGUUUGUCAUCAUUCGUGUACUCUGUCUUGUCUCUGUGUUUAAAAAGAGAAAAAAGAGAAAAAAAAAAAAGACAACGAACAAAUAUUCCUGAUGUUUAAAGAGAAAAACACUACAGUACAGAGAGAGAAUUGUAAAAUAAAAUGUUAUUGAAUGAUGUGCUACUAGACUUAUUUUGUUAAAAUUGUUUAGAGAUAUGAGAGGGAGCUAUGUAGAGGAUAAUAUGAUGAUGUAUUGAUUAUGCAGAGCGAUGUUUGGAUUAAAGUUGUAGCAAGCUGACCCACCAAA